UAUGCUCCAUUCAACCUCCUCCUCGUCCAUAGUUUCUUCCACUUCGUCUCUUCCGCAACAACACACAUAGCCACUUCGUCUCUUCCUCCUCACCGUCAACACUCCAUUCAACCUCCUCGUCUUUUUCCUCGCCAUUAAUUUGUUCAUGUAUAAGUUCUUCCGCAUAAAUUGCUUCUAUUUUGUGAGCGAAAAAGACGAAAACAAGUGACAAUUUUCAAAACCCCAAAACCCCAAUAAUGUUCUUCUCCAACUCUCUCUGUUCUACCAUCAUCAUCAAACAAUCAAACCUCCUCACACGUUUCACACUUCAGCGAACCUUCAUCGACGCCAGAAUCAAAUGGAUGCGCGACCCUUUCCUCGAUUUUACAGUCUCUCGUGAAAUAAACCUCCGCCAUUGUUGCUCUCUCAAAAACCUUAUCCUCUCUUCUUCUUCUCUCUCUCUCCCCAUUUCCGUCGCUUCCCUCCAUAAACCUCACUUAAACUUCCCUUCAAACACAACUUCCCUCUACUUCUUCCAAAGAUACCCUUCUCUCUUCACUCUCUCUCCUCCCCUUGUCAAGCUCACCCCUCAGUUUAUCACUCUUCACAGGGAAGAACAAGAGAUUCAUGAUUCUAGUUCGCAGAAAGAAUCUGCGGUUUAUAGGUUAGUCAGAUUGUUAAUGAUUGCUAGAAGUUGUAGGAUUCCUGUUAGUAUUCUUGAUGAUUUGAAAUUUGAUCUUGGCUUGCCUGAUAAUUAUCUUCUUGAUUUCGUUUCGUAUUUUCCUGAGUAUUUUAGGUUGUGUAAGUUGAAUCCUAGUAAAAUUGGUGAUGUGGGUGUUGAUAAUUGUGUGGAUUUUGAGGUUGGAUUGGAGUUGAUUAAGUGCAGGAAGGAAUUGGGUGUGCCAGCGAUUUUGAACAAGGAAUUUGGGGAUUAUUUGGAGUGUAGAGAGGGGAAGAUUGUAAAAUUUCCGAUGAAAUUUUCACCAGGGUUUGAUUUGCAGAAAAAGGUCAAGGAUUGGAUUGAUGCGUGGCAAUGUUUGCCUUACAUUUCACCUUAUGAGGAUGCGUUUCAUAUAGCGCCUCGAAGCGAUCAGGCUGAGAAAUGGACUGUGGCUGUGAUCCAUGAGAUUUUGAGUCUUUUGGUUUCGAAAAAGACGGAAAUGAGGAAUAUCUUGAGAUUGGGGGAUUAUUUGGGUUUUGGGUUGAGGUUUAAGAAGGCAAUUGUUCAUCAUCCGGGGAUAUUUUAUGUUUCGAAUAAGAAUAAGACACAGACAGUGAUUCUUAGAGAAGCGUUUGUGAAAGAUCGUUUGUUAGAAAAUCAUCCUUUGGUUGGUAUGCGGCACCGGUAUAUUUAUCUUAUGAACAAGUCUAGGAAAGGAAGAAGGAAACUGGUGAAAGCAUUAAAUCCUGGUUACAGCUUGAAGAUGAGUACAUCCUAUUCUGACGAAGGCGUGAAAUGUGUUUCUGAAGAAUAAGAAAACAACAUAAGUAUGGUUGGAAUUUUGGGUAUCGGUGAUUAUAUAAGACAAUGUUUAGGCCUGCAGCAGAUUUUGUUUGAUAAUGAAAUGUUGCAAAAAGACUAUAUGCACAUAUAAAAGCAUGUACAUUUUAGAGUGACUUUCCAAGACUUUUUCAAAAAGAACUAGCUCUUGGCCAACAUUUGUGGCUCUUGAGUUGCUUUUCUUGGACAGCUAUUCACUUAUUUAGAGAGAGAGUGGUAGAGAGCGAAUGGAGAGAGCCAUGACCAAUGUGCAUCUGCUAAUUGUGCAGGAUGAUCAUAUCAAUGAGGGUGCUAAAAGAAUACCAAGAAUAAUAAGCUAAUUGAUUGAUUAAUCAAGCGUUGUACAAGUUGAUAACAUUGUUCAAGAUAUCUCUGUUAGUAGUAUUUGCUUCUGAGUUGUGCACUUGGGCAGCUAUCAAAAGGUGAGCAUGUUACAAGCACUGAGAUAUCUUUUUUUAUCAAGAAUCAGGAUGGUUUGCAUUAUUUAUAUCAACUACAACAAUGACAGAAGCCUCUUAGGAAACUUUGUUGUUAAAAUGCCUGAAGAGCACGAGAUUACUGGAUCUAAACUUUUCACCUUGCAUUGGGGCAUUCAAGUUGCAAUUCACAUUGCUAAAAAUCGAGUGGUUCCUGGAAGAACUAAGCACAUUGAGGAUGAGCUUAGGCGAGGAUCAUAGUAGCAAAGUCAAGGUCAAGGUCAAGGUCAAGGUCAAGGUCAAGAUGAUCUUUGGAGGAUUCAGUUGUACAUUCAGAUUCAAGGUGUCUAGCCACAUUGCUCCUUAUAAGAGAUAUUCAAUCGAAGCGUUUUCCUUGCAAAGAUACAAAGUCAUCCAUCUUACGGCAUCCAGGGUUUGGUCACAGUUCAUGGAUACGUGAAAUGCAGAAAGCUUCAGACCGAUCUAUAAUUUCAGUGAAGUCCUGGAUUUAAGGACCAGAAACCUGGUAUCAGUUUCAAGAAUAAGUGAUUAUGUGCUAUCAAAUGAGUUAGUCAGUAUGGCAUUGGCAAUGGUCGCUGAAGACAAGCAGAUUAAUCGAGUUCUAGAGGAACUUUUUGCUGAGAAGGUAUGACUUUGGGCAUCUCUUCCUCUAUUGGUUGUUCUGUGGUUGCUUUUGAAUUGAAGUUUAAAGAUCAACUUACAGCUUCAUUAACAAAACAAACGAGUGGUGACAAGUUAUAUGUUCCACCCAUCUGGAACUAGUCAUCACAUUGGCUAACUCUCAACCUCUCAUAAUCACUUAUUCCACCCAUCAGUUUCAAGAAUAAGUGAUUAUGUGCUGUCAAAUGAGUUAGUCAGUAUGGCAUUGGCAAUGGUCGCUGAAGACAAGCAGAUUAAUCGAGUUCUAGAGGAACUUUUUGCUGAGAAGGUUCUCAAGUUGUAGAUGGGCUUAUGCAAGUCUUGUGAGGAAUAUUGGAGAUAGAGCAGCCAGACACACAAACCAUGAAAAAUAUUGUUAUAUCUUCUGUGGAACUCAUUUACUGUUACGCAGAAUGUUUGGCAUUACAUGGGAAGGAUCCACGUGGACAUUCGGUUUCAGCUGCAGUUUUGCUGUUAAAGAAACUAUUAUUUUCCCCUAAUGAGGCUGUCCAGACAGCAAGCAGCAAUGAGUAGCCUGGCGAUAUCUUCAAGAUUGCUCCAGGUUCCAUUCCCAAAGCAAACUUUGUUGGCUACCGAUGAUGCGGUAGACAAUGCUACUUCAGCAGCUGCUCAUGCUGAUGCAGUGACCGCAUCUGUAGGCAAUGCACAGGUCAUGAUGGAAGAAGAUUCUAUUACAUCCUCAGUACAAUAUUGUUGCUCCACUGUUCCUAUACUAAGGCGAAGGUGGCAUUGCACCAUUUGCUCAGAUUUAGAUGGCUUCCUCCACCACAUUCCUGAGAUCAUCCAAUGACGGCAAUCCCAAUAGAAGCGGAGACGUAAGGAGGAGAAGGCAAUGAAAUUCAUUUCCCAGCUGGUGAGUUAAGUGAUUCAAGAAUUUUUCCAACUUCAUCAAACACAAAUGUGCCAAAUUCCACACCAUCUAUCCAUGUGCUAGAACCAAAUGAGCUUGAGGAUUUCUCACCUUCGGUUCUGGAACCUGUCUCGAUCUCUGCAUCAAAGCGAGCUGUAAAUUCCUUGCUUCUUUCUGAGCUCUUAGAACAGUUGAGAGGCUGGAUGGAGACAACAUCCGGUGUUAGAAUUAUUCCAGUCAUGCAACUUUUCUAUCGGCUGUCUUCUGCUGUUGGUGGACCAUUUAUACAUAACCCGAACCCUGAUAGCUUACAUCUGGAGAAAUUGAUUAAAGUGGUUCCUUGAUGAGAUUAAUCUUAAGAAACCGUUUGUGGCCAGAAGCCGAUCUUCAUGUGGUGAAGUUACAAUCCUAGUCUUCAUGCUCUUUACCUUAAUGCUAAGAAAUUGGCACCAGCCUGGGAGCGAUGGCUCUGUUCCAAAAUCUGGUGGUUCUUCUGAUGCACUUGAUAGAAGCUAUACUCCAAAUCCAUUGUCUACUUGAAUUGCUGCUGCAGUAUCUUCAAGCAACCAAGACAAGAACGACUUUGCUUCACAGCUGCUCAAAGCUUGUAAUAUUCUUCGCCAACAAUCUUUUGUAAAUUAUCUCAUGGAUAUUUUGCAGCAGCUGGUUCAUGUUUUCAAGUCGUCAGCUGGUAAUCAUGAAAGUUCAUCUAACUCACACCCUGGUUCUGGGUGCGGGGCUCUUUUAAGUGUUCGAAGGGAGCUACCAGCAGGCAAUUUUUCCCCGUUCUUUUCUGAUUCAUAUGCAAAAGCCCACCGAGUAGACAUUUUUGCUGACUACCAUAGACUCUUGUUGGAGAACAUUUUUCGUCUGGUCUACAGUCUGGUUUGUCCUGAAAAGCAUGACAAAACAGAGAAGGUGUAUAAGAUAUCUUCCAGCAAAGACUUGAAAUUAGAAGGAUAUUAUGAUGUUCUUUGCAAUUAUAUAAAUAAUCCCCAGACAACUUUUAUUAGAAGGUAUGCUAGAAGACUCUUUCUGCAUUUAUGUUGAAGCAAGUCUCAUUAUUACAGUGUUCGUGACUCCUGGCAGUUCUCCGGUGAACUAAAGAGAUUGCACAAACAUGUAAACAAGACUGGCGGGUUUCAGAAUCCUGCUCCGUAUGAGAGAAGUGUCAAAAUAAUCAAAUGCUUGUGCACCAUGGCUGAAGUAGCUGCUGCACGACCUAGAAACUGGCAAAAGUAUUGUUUGCGGCAUGCAGAUGUUUCGCCUCAUUUGUUGAAGUGGAUAUUCUAUCUUGGAGAGGAGUCUGUUAUUCAGGUGCUUAAAUGGCUUUCUAUUCCGGAAAGGAUAUGAGCAAUUUUUCUCAGAAAGCAGAAUCAGGGGAUGCUGCAGUUGGCUUAAAUAAAUCUUCUGCACAGUCGCAAGAUUCGAAGAAGAAAAAGAAAGGAGAUGAUGGACUGGAUUCUGGUUCCGAAAAAUCCUGCUUGGACAUGGAAGUGGCUGUCAACAUCUUCACUGACAAAGAUGGUGAAGUCCUGAGACAGUUCAUUGAUUGCUUCUUCCUGGAGUGGAAUUCAAGUGCUGUACGCGCUGAAGCAAAGUGUGUUCUUCAUGGCAUCUGGCAGCAUGGGAAGCAGUUGUUUAAGGAGAAUAUGUUGAGGGUGCUGUUGGAGAAAGUGAAUUGUUUGCCAAUGUAUGAACCAAACAUUGCCGAGUAUGUGGAAUUGCUGACAUGGUUGCUUGGCAAGGUCCCUGAUGUGAGCUCAAAGCAGCUAAAUGCUUGAUUUCUGAGGUCAUCCAGUGUUUUUAUGACACUCUUCAUAUACAAAAUGAAUUGCUAGCUAAUCAUCCCAAUUCCCGUGUAUACAACACACUUAGUGGUCUUGUGGAGUUUGAUGGAUAUUAUCUUGAGAGUGAGCCUUGUGCUUCUUGUAGCUCUCCUGAGGUGCCCUAGAGCAGGAUGAAGCUGGAGAGCCUUAAAUUCACAGACAACUGUAUAAUAGUGAAGUGUACGGGAAGCUACACCAUCCAAUCUGUUAAAAUGAAUGUGCAUGAUGCUCAGAAGUCCAAACCUGUGAAGAUUUUGAACUUGUAUUACAAUAAUAGACCUGUGACGACUUAUCGAAGUUAAAAAAUAAUUGGUCUUUGUGGAAGCGUGCCAAAAGCUGCCACCUCGCAGCUAAUCAGACGGAGCUGAAAGUAGAUUUUCCUAUUCCAAUUACUGCUUGCAAUUUCAUAAUUGAACUUGAUUCCUUCUCCGAAAAUCUUCAGGCUUCAUCAAUGGAGCCAUUGCAAUGCCCAAGAUGCAGCCGACCCGUUACCGAUCGGCACGGUAUAUGUAGCAACUGCCAUGAGAAUGCAUAUCAAUGUAGACAAUGUCGUAAUAUCAAUUAUGAGAGUUUAGACUCAUUUCUGUGUAAUGAAUGUGGCUACAGCAAAUAUGGCCGUUUUGAGUUCCACUUCAUGGCCAAACCCAGCUUUACUUUUGAUAACAUGUAAGAUGAUGAAGAUAUGAAGAGAAGACUUGCAGCGACAGAAUCUGAAUCAGAAAAUGCUAAUAGGAGGUAUCAACAACUUUUGGGCUUCAAAAAACCAUUACUUAAGAUAGUAUACAGUAUUGGUGAAAGUGACAUAGACUCACAGCAAAAGGAUUCUGUCCAGCAGAAGAUGGUUUCCUUACCUGGACCUUCUUGUAAGAUCAACCGUAAAAUCGCACUUCUUGGUGUACUCUACGGCGAAAAGUGCAAGGCAGCCUUUGAUUCUGUGAGCUCUGAUGAAUUAUUUGCACCAAAAACACUAUGCUAACACUACAGAACCUUCGAGAUUUGUGGUUUCCAGGUCACCUAGCAGUUGCUACGGUCGUGCUACUACUUUGGUUGUCCAGUGCCUUGAGAUAUUACAACUCCUCUCGAAGCAUCCCAAUUCUAAGAAACAGCUUGUUGCGUUUGGCAUAUUAACAGAGUUGUUUGAGAAUAACAUUCAUCAAGGUCCAAAGUCAGCUCGCUCGCAAGCAAGAGCUGUUCUUUGUGCUUUUUCAGAGGGUGGUAUGAAUGCUGUUAGUCAAUUGAAUAAUCUGAUCCAGAAGAAAGUCUUGUACUGCAUUGAACAUCAUAGAUCCAUGGACAUUGCCGUGGCCACCCGAGAAGAAAUGCUGUUGCUAUCAGAGGUUUGUUCGUCAACUGAUGAAUUUUGGGAAUCGAGGCUACAUGUUGUUUUUCAGUUGCUAUUCACUUCAAUAAAAGUGGGUUCGAAUCACCCAGUCAUAUCAGAGCAUGCGAUUCUUUCUUGCCUGAGUAUUGUAUCUCAGGCAUGUACGCCUCCUAAACCUGACUUGCUGGAAAAAGAAACGGUUUGGAAAAUCUUCUCAUCUUCAACCUUCAAAAGAUGAUAGUAGCUCAGAUGUUCCUGGUACCUUGGAUUCGAUGGGAGCAAGUCUACAUCGGAGUUGGUGGACAGAAACUGGAAUGGUACGCAAAAGACUCAGGACAUUCAAUUGUUGAGUUAUUCAGAAUGGGAAAGGGGAGCAUCAUGUCUUGAUUUUGUCAGGAGACAGUGCAAAGUUUCACAGGCAUCAAGAGCUGCCAGCCACAAGUCAAGACCCCAAAGAUUUGAUUUCUUAGCUUUGAAGUAUGGGCUAAGAUGGACGCGCCGUGCUUGUUCUCGGAGUAAUUUGUCAUCAUUUGAACUGGGGUCAUGGGUCUUAGGACUUAUAUUAAGUGCUUGUUCGCAGUCAAUAAGAUCAGAGAUGUGUAUGUUGGUUAACCUGCUCUGUGCUCAGAGUUCAACCAGACGUUACCGCUUGUUGAACUUGUUAAUGGCAUGGUUGCCCUCGACUCUCUCUGCUGCUGAAAAUGCUGUCGAAUAUUUUGACUUGCUCUUCAGGAUGAUAGAGACGGAAGAUCCUCGCUUAUUCCUUACUGCCAGGGGAUGGUUAAGUACUAUAUGCAAGUUGAUUACCCAAGAAGUCAAUCAUAUUGAAUCUCUGGAGAGGAGCCUGCAUAUCGAUAUUUCACAAGGGUUUAUACUUCACAAAUUAAUAGAGCUUCUUGGGAAAUUUUUGGAGAUACCAAACACCAGAGCUAGAUUUAUGCGAGACGACUUGUUCUCCGAAGUUCUGGAAGCCCUGAUUGUUAUUUGGUGAUUGGAGGUACAGAAGACAAAGCUAAUUAGUGAUUGCAAUCGUAUGUUGAAAGAUCUCUUGGACAGCCUUAAGUAGGAAAGCAGGGAGAAUAGGCGAAAGUUCAUACAUGCUUGUAUCUGUGGUUUGCAAAUUCACGGAGAUGAGAAGAAAGGGCAAACAUCUUUGUUUAUCUUGGAGCAGCUUUGCAAUUUAAUUUGUCCAUCAAAACCAGAGUCUGUGUACUUAGUGAUUCUUAACAAGGCUCACACUCAGGAAGAAUUUAUCAGGGGUUCCAUGACCAAAGUUCUUUAUUCCAGUCCUGAGGUUGGUCUUUUAAUGCGUGAUGAGAAAAAUAAAAUCUGCAAUCAGUUGGAUAUGGUAGGACUUGUAGAAAAUGAUUAUAGAAUGGAAUUGCUUGUUGCUGGGAAUAUCAUAUCACUAGAUCUGAGUGUUGAGCAAGUGUAUGUGCAAGUGUGGAAGAAGGCGAAUAUUCAAUCUUCAAUUACUGUAGCUGCUGCGGCCAUGCUACCUGCUGGUGCUACUGCUUCAACAAGGGAUUGUCCUCCAAUGAUUGUGACAUACCGUCUCCAGGAUUAAACAGGCACUGAUUUCGGCUCCUAUCAUCCGUUUUCCCGAGUAGGAUCUCCCGUUUGAGAUAAUGUGUGAUGCAAGUGACUAUGCAGUUGGGGCAGAGAAAGGAAAAGGUCUUGCAUGCUAUCUGCUAUGCUAGUAAGACCUUAGAUGAAGCUCAGCGCUUACGAGAUGAUCUGAAGUCCAACGACGAGCAGCUCAAUCUACUGAUGUAUUGCUGUAAGAUACAGGAGAAUAGACAAGCCUUGUUAAAGUUAGGUCUACUUGUUGAAACAGCAAGACGUUGAUGCUAUGGAGGGCAUUGUUUUGAUUGUUGAGGCACUGACCUUGCAAGCUAAUGAGAGUGAUAAUAUAAGCAUUACCAAGGGUGGUCUUACCGUCACUAGUAAGGAAAUCUAAUGUUCUUAGAACGAUCUUAACUGCUACAGGGACUGGAAUGCAUCAGGAACAAUGAGACUCUCUAUAUGCUGGACUGGAGCAUCUUUCAGUUCUGACAGCAAAUUCUUGCUUUAUAUGAUCCAGAUGGCUCGUCACCUGCUAGUUGUUCUCAGCGUCUGUUGAUCCAGAUGGCUCGCCUCUGUUGCAGCCGAACCAGAAGAGACUGUACAAUUUAUGAUGCAACAUUGUAAUCUUGAUGUUAUUGGUGCCCCGUGCCUUCGCUGAUGUGUUAUCUGGUGCUGUCAAGAGUUUAGUUUGUGCAGGCGGCUAUAAAAUAUAAAUGUAAAUUCUAUACUUGGGCAGAUUGUAAUCUCGAUGUACAAUUCAAGUGUUGAGUGGUUUUUAGAUUAUGACAAUGUCCAUUUUUUGGUGAAUUGAAUAACCUGCAUUUUAAUAUUUCAUCCUGCAAUCAAUCAAGUCUCAAUCAGUAAACCUUUUUUCUUUC
Molecule: messenger RNA, 9021 nt
Organism: Spinacia oleracea (spinach)
Lineage: Eukaryota; Viridiplantae; Streptophyta; Magnoliopsida; Caryophyllales; Amaranthaceae
Product: protein WHAT'S THIS FACTOR 9, mitochondrial
Exons: 11
Coding region: 237-1454 (405 amino acids)
Molecular function (GO): RNA binding
Source: RefSeq, a predicted model, not a curated record